GGCGGGCAUAGUCUCACCUCGCAAGCUACUCCAGAGCAAGCACGAGCAAGCACGCUCUGCAAGGCCCUACAAUGUCCCAACAGCAAGCCCAAAAGGGCGGGCAGAUUACUUUUGUUACGGAAUAUCCGCCGCCGAUACUUGAGCCCUGCGACCCGCGACCCGCGACUCGAGCAUCUGUAAUCGUGACGUCGUGAAUUGCGUCACGUCCAUCGCCCAUCGCACUCUUGUUCCGGAAGCCAUCGUGGCGGCAGUUCGUCGCACGAAUUCAAUCGUGAGCACCACCACCGCAGCCCGCUUCAUGUUUGGUCGAGUGCGAUCCCUGUCGACGACGAAGAUGGCGACCAACAUGAACGUGCUCCACUUUACCGAGGCCAUGAAGCUGGUCUACGGGAGUUUCGACCAUCUAACCGAGGAGGCCGCCCGCCGGUGGACCGCCCCGGACAAGCCCGGGGCCGGGGGACACCGCGGCAGGUACCUGUGGACGGACGCCUUCGGGGUCGUCAACUUCAUCACCCUGUCCAGGGAGACGUCGUCGCCCAUCUACCUCGCCCUGGCAAAGCGGCUCGCCGAGACGGUGCACGACGUCCUGGGCCGCACGCGCGACGGCACCGCCCGGCUGCCGCGAGCAACCGACGCCGAGCCGCUCAAGGGCGGGCUCCGCAUCGGCAAGCUCUCGGAGCAUGGCAGCGACUGCGACGGGCAGUAUCACCAUUACCUCACCCUCUGGAUGUUUGCGCUGAACCGGCUGGCGCUCGCCACCGGCGAGAAGGAGUACAACCAGCUGGCGGUGCAGCUUGCCAAGGCCAUCCACCCUCACUUCGUGAUCCGGCGGCGCGAGGACGACGACAGCGAAGGCAGCAGCGGCAGCGGCGGCGGCAGUGGCAGCAGCAGCGGCAGCCAGGCGGUCCGCAUGGUCUGGAAGAUCUCAACCGACAUGGACACGGUGCUCGUCCCAUCGGAGGGCCACCUCGACGCGGCGACGGGCUACGUGGUGUACCGGCUGCUGCAGCGCACGGCGGAGCACAUGCACGGCGCGCCGCCUGGCACGCCGGGGCCGCUGAGCGGCGAGAUCGCCGACUACCGGCGGCUGAUGGGCCGCGGCGGCAAGAUGCACGCCAGCCGCGACCCGCUGGACCUGGGCAUGGGCCUGUGGAUGUGCCACUUCUUCAAGGACGAGCCCUGGGCGGCCGCGCUCGGCAGCCAGAGCCUCGACAUGGCGCGCGCCAUGCUGGACGAGAAGCGCGGGCUGAUGGCGCGGGAUGCGUCGCGCCGGCUGGCCUUCCGCGAGUUCGGCACCUGCCUCGGCCUGCAGUGCUACGGGGCCGACGAGGAGACCAGGCGGGGCGUGGAGGCGGUCGUCAAUUUCUGGCAGCAGCACAUCGAGCGGUCGACAGAUGAAGAUCUGCGCCCGAUUUCGCUGGCCAUGUAUGCCGCGGCGCUGAUACCGGGAGGUGAGUGUUCACUGUCUGUGGACUCGCACCAGAGACCUCUCCCGGCCGUCUUCGCCCGAGGUGGCACGUCCAAUGGACUCGUCUUCUGGAGACACCAUCUGCCGCCCAUCCUGGACAUGGCCGGCAACUGCGGCAACAUGCUCUCCGUCGUCGGCCCCGUCGCCUUCGACGACGCGCCCGUCCCGCUGGGCCGCGUCGAGGGGGUAGCGGAUCCCGCGACCGGCGCGCGCACGGCCGUCGUGCGCAUCCUGAACACCAACACGUCCAAGGUGGUGCACGCGCGCUUCCCCGUCGUCGGAGACCCGCCCAGGUACUGCCCCGACGGCGACUACGAGAUGGACGGCGUCCCCGGGAAGCAGGCCCGCAUCGCCCUCCGCUUCCUCGGCCCCGGCGGCGCCAAGACCGGCAGGACGCUGCCCACGGGCAACCCCGUCGACGCCCUCGCCCUGCCCGGCGGCGCCACCAUCGAGGCGUCCCUCGUCGACGUGUCCAACCCCGGUGUGUUCGUGCGCGCGUCUGAUGUCGGCUUUGGCGUCGGCGAUGCUGCUACUGCUUUGUUGACACCUGCCGCGGUCGACGCGGACGUGGCGCUCAAGGCCCGUCUGGAGCAGAUCCGCCAGGCCGGCGCCGCCAUGAUGGGUCUGGAUCCCCAGACGCAGAGCGUGCCCAAGAUUGUCCUUGUGUUCCCCCCGGAUGUCGCCCGGCACAGCCCGGGAGUCGACGUCAAGUGCCUCGCGCUGUCGAUGGGGCAGGCACACAAGGCGGUGCCGCUGACGCUGGCCCUGUGCCUGGCCGCCGCCGCGAAGCUGCCGGGGACGAUACCCUUUCAACUGGCGUCCGGGGCAUCGAAGGAUGCAGGCGCUGUUGUGAUUGGCCAUCCGAGCGGCAGGCUGGACAUCGGCGUAGCAGUCGAGAAUGGCGAAGUCCUCUCGGCGGAGCUGUACAGAACCGCUCGCGUCUUGAUGAGAGGCGAGGUGUAUUACUGA
Messenger RNA from Thermothielavioides terrestris NRRL 8126, 2437 nucleotides. RefSeq lists its product as uncharacterized. Lineage: Eukaryota; Fungi; Ascomycota; Sordariomycetes; Sordariales; Chaetomiaceae. Gene Ontology annotation, biological process: carbohydrate metabolic process. The record is from RefSeq and is a predicted model, not a curated record. The transcript is spliced from 3 exons. The coding region runs from base 299 to 2437 and encodes 712 amino acids.